This is a messenger RNA of Dipodomys spectabilis (banner-tailed kangaroo rat), 1014 nucleotides long. It is a transcript of the gene Inca1, whose product is annotated as inhibitor of CDK, cyclin A1 interacting protein 1. Gene Ontology annotation, biological process: negative regulation of cell population proliferation; negative regulation of cyclin-dependent protein serine/threonine kinase activity. The transcript is spliced from 7 exons. The coding region runs from base 42 to 833 and encodes 263 amino acids. The record is from RefSeq and is a predicted model, not a curated record. NCBI's taxonomy places the organism in Eukaryota, Metazoa, Chordata, Mammalia, Rodentia, Heteromyidae. Gene Ontology annotation, molecular function: cyclin-dependent protein serine/threonine kinase inhibitor activity; cyclin binding. Gene Ontology annotation, cellular component: cytoplasm.
GGGGCCCACCGACAGGAUGCUGGACACAGCGGGCGAGCAGGAUGACGGGACCUUGGAGGGCUCCAGGAGCUCGAGGAGCCGACACGAGUACACCAAGAACAACAUUUAGUCCAGCUACCCAAACCAGUCCAGUCAUGCAGGUACAAGAAGAUGGAGACAACCUCAUGCCUUUUGCCAAGUGUUCCAAAGUGGUCAGCCGAUCUACACCCCUAUCCCUGCCUUCCCAGAGCCUCAAACCAAUGGCCCAACAUUAUGGUGAUGUCUUUUGGGAGAACCUUACCCAAAGGUCCAACCCCAACUGGAUGGAGGAACAAUCCAUUCCACCCAAGUUGAGAGGCACUGGUUGCUCCCAGCCUGGCAUAUACCCUCCUGAGGGGCUACUUCCUCCUGAGAUGCUUUGCGGAAGAAAGAGAAAAAGGCUGCAUUUGGAGAAAAUACAUCAGAGACCUGGAGGCAUCCCAGCCCGUGUCAGGGCUGUCACUUUUCACCUGGAGGACCUGAAGAGGCGCCAGAGAACCAUCAAUGAGCUGAAGAAGGCUCAGUGGGGCAGCUGCAGGGUUGCACCUGAGCCCCUGCUGCUUGAGGCAGAAGGCUCUAGAUUCCCUGGAACCACUGAAAACUGUGAUCUGCAAUUGAAGAGGGCAACAACCUUUCUACAGGAAGAGGGCCAUUUUGUCCAUCCCGACAGGGCCCAGCUGCUUUGGUCCCCCUGGAGUCCUCUGGGCCAGGAGAGUUUUUGUGCCUCUGGGAGGCUGAGUUCUUUUUCCUGCAGCGCUGUUACAGCCACAAGAAACCCUGUUCACAAUCUCACGGAGAUGGAGCCUGAGGAGUAGGAAAAAAACAUCCAAAUCCAACACGUUUACGUUGCUUCAUGACCCAAGACAAGUUCCAUCACCAACAUCGCCCCACUGCGGACCAGGACGUGUUUCCUUCAUUUGGCCUUCGCACUCACUUAGGCUUCACAGCCCCCCGGGCCCUUGGGGCUCCCGUCGAAACUGCCCUUUCACAGUUAUU